AUGGCGUUCCCACAUGUCAAAACAUAUCACCAAGCUGCGAUCCUGACAUCGCUGCUUGCACAUCUUACCAUAAAGGGCCAACCCCAAUGGGUACGGAUGGAAAACCAAGCCAUAGCCCUCCUCCGAGUCUCUAACCUAAUGUGGCUACGGAAAACCAUUAGACCAACUACAACGACCAUGCCCUCACAACUUAGCUUAGCACUAAAUAUCUGGGACCAAUACAGAUCGCACUUUGAAUCGCAGUGUCCACUGUCUCUAGCAACCCCUACUGAGGCACUUACGUAUUGUAUCCCCACAUUCCAUGCAACGCCAUGGAAAGAAAGGGGAGCCACCCACCUGGCACACCUAUACAAAGAGGGCAAACUGCUGCCCUUUCUGGACCUGCGCCGCCUAUACAACAUACCACCCACAUCUCACUACUCACACAUCCAAUUACAAUCCUUCUUACACAAACACAACAGAGAACAGGCACAAAAACGCGACGGAGGUGAAGAACUCACGACCUGGGAAAAAAUAGGGAUUACAGGGAUACCCUCACCCAAAUUUAAACCACUAUCUGAAUGCUACAAAAGUAUCCACUCAUACCAGCCGUUCCAUAGCUCUACCCAGGCACAGCACUGGUCCACGGACCUGAAUGUUAACAUAACAGAACACAAAUGGAAACACAUAGCAACAUCAGUGAGAAAAUUGGUGAAAUCAGCCCCUCUUCUUGAACAACACCAAAAAACAAUCUAUAGGUGGUAUAUGGUGCCCACUCGCCUACACAGGCUGUACCCCCACUCGCCCCCGACCUGCUGGAGAUGUGCUGGAGACCUGGGCUCAGUACUACAUAUUUGGUGGAGAUGCCCUAAACUAGAGAGGUACUGGAAGGAAGUACGACAACUUAUUACCCAAACUACUAAAACGGACAUUGCCCUAGAGCCCUCGACAUUUCUCUUACUGGACAUUCCCCCUGACUUGCCUGCCACGAUAAAGAAAUUAAUCUAUCAUAUAUUACUGACAGCACAGAGAGUAAUAGCGAGGUCCUGGAAAUCUACCAGACCCCCGAGCGUCUCCCACAUUAUACAAGAUGUAGAUAAACAACUAAUCUAUGAAACGCAAUACUCUGCUGCACACACAAGACCGCAGCGUUGGGGGGGAGCAUGGGAGUUGUGGAGCUCCUGGACACAAAAGACUACAGGCCACUUGGUACAACAACACCACUAA
This is a messenger RNA of Pelobates cultripes (western spadefoot toad), 1206 nucleotides long. Lineage: Eukaryota; Metazoa; Chordata; Amphibia; Anura; Pelobatidae. The record is from the annotation of a GenBank genome assembly.